AAACAGGACUAGGCGAUCGACGGAAAGUAACUGCAACUUCUAUUCCGUCUUGAGGCACGACUUCUUCACGUGUUCUCUCCUACAUCUUCUUGGUGGCCGUGACUUCUCUGAACACCUCGCGUCAAACUUCACGCACGACCCAGCAAACAUGGCUUCCCCGGCAGAAACCUCCGUUACGUACGAGGAAUUGCGCGACCUCGAGAACGAGUUCGAGGAUGUUGAGACCGAGAUCAUCCGCCAGCAGGUCCAGCUGUCCCGCCCACUCUACGAGAAGCGCGAGAAGGUCGUAGCCCAGAUCCCCAACUUCUGGCCCUUGGUUUUCGAGCAAGCACCGCAAGACAUUGACGAGUACAUCCAACCACAAGACUCCGCCCUUUUGCUCUCGUCCCUCACCUCGUUCUCCAUUUCCCAUUUCGAAAUCGAGAAUGGUGGCUCCGGAGACCCUCGUAGCGUCCUCUUCCGCUUCGAAUUCGCCGAAAACGAGUACUUCGAGGACAAGGUGCUGGAGAAGAAGUUCUGGUCGCGCAGAAGCAAGGGCGGCUGGACGGGUUUGGUGAGCGAGCCGGUGAACAUCAAGUGGAAGAAGGGCAAGGACCUAACGAGUGGCCUGCUCGGCUUGGUCAAUGCCGUCUGGGAAGAGGAGAAGGCUGUUGGCAAGCAUUGGUCGACCGUUAAGGGCGAGGAAUUUACGGAUAAGCAAAAGGAACUUAAGGACCAGAUCGAGAAGAUCGGGCUCGGAGGCCUUAGCUUCUUUGCCUGGUUCGGCUACAGGGGUAGGAGAGUCUCUGCCGAGGAGAGCAAGGCUGCCUCUGAGAAGCUUCAAGAACAGCUUUUUUUUUGUUGUUGUUGUUGUUGUUAUUUUUAACGUCUACUUCCGCCUCCCGUAGGGCAUGAGACGUGCCACAUCGGUGAGGCAGUGGUAG
Neurospora tetraspora is the source of this 923-nucleotide messenger RNA. RefSeq names its product nucleosome assembly protein. The transcript is spliced from 2 exons. The record is from RefSeq and is a predicted model, not a curated record. Bases 149 to 865 code for a protein of 238 amino acids. Gene Ontology annotation, biological process: nucleosome assembly. Gene Ontology annotation, cellular component: chromatin; nucleus. NCBI's taxonomy places the organism in Eukaryota, Fungi, Ascomycota, Sordariomycetes, Sordariales, Sordariaceae. Gene Ontology annotation, molecular function: chromatin binding; histone binding.